AGUAAUGGGACUGGUCAUUGGAAUGUAACUUCAGCAACUACAGCUCCUGUGUUUGGUUUUGCUUUUUCCAGCUUCUAGGUUUUAAGGAUGUGAACAGGAUCUGGAACAGCAAAGGGCUACCACUUGUUUAAUAGAUCUUUGCCUCUCUUGAUAAAUAGGACUGAUUCAGGGAGGUGCUCAAUGCCUCCUUGCUCGGAUAUAUUUUCCCUUCCCUAAUGUAUUCGUUAAAUAAAACCCCGCGCCUUCCACCGAAUUGUUACUGACUGACUGCAGCGUGACUCCUCGCCGCCCUCUCUAUUCGGUACAAGCUGAACACAAUCCGCCUCGCGACUCCGGAAGACUGCGCCGCGCUACGCGGUAGCUCGGACCUCCUUUCCUCUCACACGUCAAAUUCGGCUCUUGAUUGCUUUUGUCUACUUCCCGUAACCAUUAAGAGCCGGAAAGGACGAUCGGUGGAUACGGCGCUUAAUUGAUGCUGCCUGACAUCAGGAUGGUCCAGGCAGAUACGGACGCAAGCCCUUUUUCCAGUCGCUUCCUUGUGUUUCCAUGGGAACAGUAAGAGAAUGAAUGGUAGCGCCCAAAGGCUGAGCUUUUGGAACGUUUGUGGAUUAAAUGUGGAAGGGCAGUUGAGGGGUCUGUGGCAAGAGGUGAUGCAGGUAAAGGUUUAGGCGUGGAGGGGGUUGGGCAUGGAUGAAAUAAGGGACAGAAAUAGCUUAGAAUGGCAAUGUUGAAAGGGAGGGUUUAAAGGCGUUGAGCCACUGGAGGAGGCUAAAGGGUGAGGAAGGGGGCUUAGGAUUGUGAAUAACUGAACAAGGAAGAGGGGUAGUUGGUUUAUGGGGUCAAUAUGCCUCUCUCAGAACUUCAGAAGUGGCCCUAAGAAAUGCUUGAUGUGGCAAGCGAGCAUAUUGAUGCUGUGAAGCAGCAAGCUGUAUGGACCCACUACUGUUGAAAGAGAUUUCAUUAAAUGGGCCACUGAAUUGAAAAUUGUGAAUUAGUUUCCUGUGCACAAGACUCCCUUGAAGAAGGAUGCAUGAAAGAUCAUUCUGGAUUUGCUUUGAGCUUUCCCUCAAACUUGGGAACUGCAAGUCAUAGUGCAAACAUGCAAGCUUACCCUGAUUUACUUCAUUUUGUACUUUAAACUUACAUGCUCAUCUUCAAAUUGUUGAAAGAGAUAGAAUAUUAAAAAACAAGCUUGAUAACCUUCCUCAAAAAUGCAGGUCUCCUUUCCCUAGGGCAAAUGGAAUCAGUGCUCAGAACCCAUUUCCUUGUCUAUGUGGUUUUGGCAUCUUCACUGAGAGUGCUUUGAUGUGUACUUUUGCUGUUUGUUCAUUUGUGCUUGUUCUUGCCCUACAGCUAGGGACUGUCUUCCAAGUUACUAAAUUCAUGUAAUACAUUUAUCACCAUUUUAUGAUUGCCCUUCUUGGAUGCAUUUAGAAGAGUGAUGGACAUGAUAUAUUUGCUCUGUUCCCUUCUACCCUUGCUUAUCAUACAUGUGGAUUCACUAUGGCUACUACCCAUGGGAAUUAUAUCCCACUAUAUAUCAAGCCAAAUUGAAGUGGUUUGCUACCCAUUUUCUUCUCUUUACAAAGAUCACAAGAACACCUAUGUUUUUACCAUUUAAGUUAAUAUUUAUAUAUUAAAAUAUUCUAUGGCCCAUGCACAUGUUCUGUUAACGCCAGUUUCUCAGCAUCUAGGAUUAGAAGGAAAGGGUUUGUAGGUAUACUUGCAUACAGUUCAGGCUGCAAACUUUCUAAGACAAAGUGCAAUAAAUUUUACUUUUAUCUGUACCAGAAAUUCCUAUGAUUAUUCUGCAAGCUAAUCAGCCUAUUAGAGUGCCAGCAUCUCUGCAUUUUGGUGAUUACCAGCCUGAUUGGCGUAAGAUAAGAUACUGAUUUAUGAAGUCCUUUGAACACAUUUAAAUAUGACAUAAAGGCUAAUGUUAUAGAUUGUAAAACUUUCAGUGCAAAAGACCUGUCCAGUGAUGUUAUAUUAAUAAAAAUAUUAUAGCAAUAAUUUGUAAUUUAUUGUUUGACCUGGCUUUUGCUUUUGGGGGCUCCACUGGUUAAAAACUGGAUUUUAUGGCCCACACAUGCUUGGCAUUUUUCCAAAUUUCAUCUCAGUUACCCUCCACGUCCUCCUCGGCUUAAAAAAUGCUAUGAUUAUAAUUAGUCUGUUUGCAUUGGAAAGUAGGAACAAAAGGUUUUUUCCAGAAGUUAACAAAAUGUUAUCCAUAUCUUUAGCAGCUAUAUAAUCCUACCUUAAAUUGUUACCCUCCUUCCCAUCUUCUCUGCUGUGAUAUAGAGAUAACAGAGUUGUCCCACCUUCAAGUCUGUUGAAUAAUUCAGAUGUUUAAAUUAAAAUCCAGUUUUUCCACAAUACAUGUUCAAAGAUCAGUACAAUAUAAAAACUAAAAAGGACACAGCAAAAAACAUAAUUAAUGAAAGAGUAGGUAAAUCAAGACAAGUGUAUGAGGCUGGGCUGUAGAGACCUAGGUUGGUCAUAACAGAGAUUUUAUUCAUUCUCAGCCUACCUUACCUCUUAGAAUUGUUGUGAGGUUAAAAUACUCAAUUGUUGAGAGAGCCAUUAUGUUUAAAGUUCAUUGGAGGGAAGUGAGAUUAUGAAAAUAAAUUAUAGCAAAAUCAGAUAUCACACAAACAAACCAUCAAAUGAAUGCUUUUCUUAACAAUAACAUGAGGUUGGUAAAGAGUUUUAAUGUAUUAGGAAUACCAGUGACAAAAGUACAUUCAUAAAAAUUAAUAAAUGGCCACAGUGUAAACAGUGUUCCUUCUAAUUUCCAUUUUCCACAUAGUGGGGAAGGAUUUUUGGUUCAUUUUUUUCAAAGAAAAUUUUUGCAAAGACCAACAUCAUGGGCAAGUCAAAUCUUCUGAGUAGAUAUAAUCAUCAGCUUCCUCGUCUAAUAUAAUAAUUCAAGAAUCCCAUAUAUUGGACUGUUAUCUACUCAUAAGGGCAAUAUAUAUCCAGCUUCAAAACAGGUAGGGUUAAAGUCCAGAACGGUGGGAUACUUUGGCUCCACUUUAAGUACUUCAAAAGAAAAAAAAGAAGCAAACUUGAGGCUAUAAAACAAAGCCAGAUCUUAGAUAAAAAUUAUGUUUCACAAGUUGAUUGCUUGGUGGAAGGGAGUGUUUGCUUUUUUUUUUUUUGUCCAAGUUUACUUAGCUGUGUUUACUUUUCCUUUUUUUUUGGCAGCAUUCACAGCAAGGAAACAACACAGUUCAGCUGGUAAGGGACUUGAAAUAAACACAAAUAAUUGAGUAAUUGAACCCCACAAGCUUUUGGGGCUUUUUGUAUCCUUUUAAUUGCUAGGUUGUUGGCCAAGAUUUAUAUUUAAAAAAUAGUCUGAUUGCUUUAAAACACUGUCCUGGCCCCUGCAUUGCUGCUUUCUUCAAAGUUCAAGCAACUUUGAUUUCAGAUUCAUAGUUCUCUACUCUGAGAGAGGGACCAAAUAAAUAAAUAAAAUGACUCAAGCAAUUAGAUGCAUGGAUUUUAAAAAAAGAAAACAGCAGAAUUAGAGCAGGAAUGAGGACUCUGGAUUUGAAGAAGUUAAAGUACUGCUCACAGUAUCCCUAAUCAUGGUUAUUUUCGCUGGGAAUGGAGUUCAACAAUACUGGAGGAACUGAAGGUUCCCCCAUCCCUAUAAUAGAGGCAAAAGGCAAGGCUUCUUUUUCUGAACUCUGCAUUAUGCUCUUGUACUUAAGUUCUGCAUGGAACAAAGAAACUGAUAUGAUGUAGUAGCCAGGUCUGACAGUAGAGGGACUACCCAUGGUUUUUUUUUUUGUUUUUUUUUUUAAGGAGAACAAUUAAUAGUUCCUGGAUGCCUUUAAUCAUUACUUGAUUCCAAACUUUAUAGUUGUGUCAUGGUUGGUCCAAGGAAGCCUCUCAUCAACAGAUAACGGUCUUGGGUAUAGAUACUGCAGUAGUUAAUUUUUUGGAGUCAGCGGGAUCUGUUUCCCAGCCUGAUUCAGAAAAACCUGUAACAUAAAUACCGUUCUAUGUAGACAAACAUGCUUGACCUACUUUUUUGACACAGUUUGCAAAUGUGUGUGUGUGUGUUUUUUACUUUCUUGAUCUUUCAGUAACAUGCACUUGAUUUGGGGCUAAAUGCAUGUUGCAUUAGAAAAGUGUCUCAUUUAAGCUUUUUUUUUUUAAACUUUCUUAGGUUUGGUGCUCAGACAACGCUGGACUCUCAGGCUAACUUUAAUUUUCCGUUCUCUUUGUCAAUUGCCACUUGCUACUGAUGCUGUGUCCCUCUGUUCCAAUGUUAUGAAUUACUGCUGCCCUUUAAAUUCAUAAUACUGACACUCAACAACCCGUUAAUUCCCAAGGCAUGCAUCACUGCAGCCUACAGCUUGGGCCUCCUUUUUACAGCUGCCUAUAUCUUAGUUUGCUGCUCAGCUGCUGGAUUUGCCACAUCCCUUCAGAACGGCAGUAAAGGAUCAGUGGAUGCAGCACUUGGCUAAUGCUGUCUGCCACAACAUGAUGAUCCAGGCAAAAGCAGUUGAGAGCCUUCUCUUCUGCUGCUUCCUUCUGUUUCCAUGGUAACAGGAAGAGGCUCUGAAAGGUAGUGUCCUGGGGUUGCUCUUUUGGGGUGUUUGUUGGGGGAGUGAAGAGGGAUCACUUAAGAGUCUGCGGCUGAGGCUAGGACCAGGAGGGAACUGGUGUAGAUAAAGGUUGAGGCUUGGAGGGAAUUGGACCCAGAUGAAAUGAGUGACCGAAAGGAUGAAGCCGAGAAGGCCCUGGGUUCAGAAUGGCAAUGUUUGAAAGGGCUUGAGUCAUUGGGCAAGGCUAGUGGGUAAGGAAGAGUGGUAGGGAUUGAGGAUAACUGAAGGAGGAAGUGGGGGGGGGGUUGCACUGACUUACCAGGUAACUGGGCUCUCCUCCCCAGCCAGUGAGGGAAGUCUAAAGUCUGCUAUGGAAGCAGCCAUGUACUACUAUUGGGGGGAAGGGGGCUGAUUACUUCAUGAAGCAUGUCUGUUUCAAUUGGGAAAAGUAAUGUGUGGGCCAUGGGCCACAUGGAAACAUCCAGACCUAUUUUUACAGCCCUCAGAGCAUUUUUCUCAUUUGGGAUUAAAUAGAGGAUCAAAUGAUUGUGUUAAGCCUUUGUGAGACUAAGGCACUCAUUUUGCUCUUUAAUCUCUCCAAAUCCACAAUAAAAAGGCUGAAAAGUUAGUUCUGUCCACUCUUGUGAUGACAUUAUGGUACCAGCUACAUAUACUCCGCAGGGAUUCCUAAACUUUUUGCCAUCAUGCCCCCCUUUAGUGUAAUCUUAAUGUACACACCUCCCAUAAAAAUCCAUACACCGAAAUGAACACAAACAAUGAAAACAGUACAUGAAACUUUGGGAAAGGUGGAUUUAUUGUAACAAUGUAACUACUGUAAAGGUUCUUCAAACCUCCCCUGUACUCACUCUGCACCUCUCCAAGGGAGGUGCACCUCACAAUUUGGGAAACCCUGCUCUUCAGGCUUUGGAGGCAAGAAAGAAAGAAAUGAAAGGGUAGGUCUUGCUUGUAAAAACGUUUCCUACUUCUUUUCAUUUUUCUAUUAAAAAUACCCAGAAUGACUAAUUUUGAUACGAUAUAUUUAAAAAAGAUAUGCAUCUCUUACCGAAUAGAAGAGGUAAUAAAUGAAUUUGGGAAUGUUGUCAGCUGACUAUGGGUACAUUUUUUGAUAUCUCUGUUUGAUGUCUCUGUAAUAAGUUCUCUUUACAUUCGUACAGUUGAUUUGGCAGUUGAAGUCUGAGAUACCAGAUGGCUUCGAAUGAUGAAGACGCCAUUGCUUGGUACCAAAAGAAGAUUGGAGCUUAUGAUCAACAGAUAUGGGAAAAAUCCAUAGAACAGACUGAGAUGAAGGGCUUCAAAAGCAAACCCAGAAAGAAAGGCCACAUACAGCCUGACUUGAUAGAUGUUGAUUUAAUAAGAGGUUCCACAUUUGCCAAAGCUAAACCUGAAAUUCCUUGGACAUCACUUACAAGGAAGGGAAUUGUGCGAGUAGUGUUGUUUCCAUUUUUUAGUCAUUGGUGGAUACAAGUGACCUCUUGGCGUAUAUUUAUAUGGCUGUUAGUACUCUACCUCCUACAAGUUGUAGCAAUUGCAUUAUACUCCAUAAUGCCAAUAGUGAGUGCAAGUGAAAUCAUCGGACCAUUGUGCCUUAUGCUUCUAAUGGGAACUGUACACUGUCAGAUAGUAUCUACUCAGUUAACUAAAUCCUCAGGAAGUGAUGGGAGCAGUAUUGGCCGAAGAAGGAGAAAAACACGCAAAUUUGCAGGAGGUGAUGGAACUAUCUACACUUCCACUGACAAAAUCAGCAGAACAGAGGAGCCAUUGGAGUCCUCAUCCAGGAUCAGCAGCUUUUUUGAUUCAGUAUUGCGCCGAAGGAGCAGGGAGGGGGUGAAAAGGGGAAAACGGGUAGCUGAUAAAGGGACUGAAACAGAGCAUAGCAGUGGUAUGAAACGCAGGAUUUCCAGAUCUGAGCAUAGUUUUCAGCGGUCCAAGGAUCCUGAAAUGCAGUUAAAUAUAGAUAGAAAACAGACUAUUUCUAGACAUUCUGGAAUUUCUGAUGAGUUGUCAAGUGAGGAGGAAGCAGAUACUGUGGGUCAGAUAGUUUUGUUGCGUAGAAGUGUAGAAGGUGGCCCUACUAUAAUUGUUACUGAAGAUCAGAGCAAAAAGUCUUCUCUUGCUUCUGCAUCUCCUUCAACAAAUCAGUCAGUGUCACAGGUCAAGGAGGUGGUGAAAUCAAUGCAAGAUUCUGACAGCAUAGUGGAAUCAGAACUUGAAGUAACAGUUCCUCAUGAGGAGUCCAAAGCCCAAUAUAGUAGUGAAUCUCAAAGUGGUAGUGUUUCUCAUAGAGAUUCAGAGAGUACUCGCCAUGACUCUGAGACAGAAGAUAUGUUGUGGGAUGAUUUGCUUCAUGGACCUGAAUGCCGGUCCUCUUUCACCAGUGACAGUGAGGAAGCAAAAGGAAAAGACAAGAAGGCAAGCAAACGAGAUCUGAAGGACGAUGUUUUCCAGCAGAACCACUUGUUCUGGCUGCAGAACACAAGUCCUGCCUCUACCAAAGUGAGUGCGCUUAUCUGGGAGGGGAAUGAGUGCAAGAAAGUAGACAUGUCUGUUCUGGAGAUCAGUGGAAUCAUCAUGAGCAGGGUCAAUGCCUGUCAGCAAGGAUCUGGUUAUCAGUGGCUGGGCAAUGUGGUUACCAUUGGUUUAGCUUUCCUUCCCUUCCUCUAUCGACUCUUCCAUUCAAAGACCUUUGAGCAGUUGUGGUCCUUGACUACAAAAGAAGCUUUGCAUAUCUUUUGUGGGGGUCCUACUUUCCCCCCUAUAAUCAUCCUUGCAAUUAUCAUCUUCCUGGAGCGCCUGUGCCUCACUUGGAUGUUUUUCUUCAUGAUGUGUGUUGCUGAGAGGACUUACAAGCAGCGGUUUUUGGUGGCUAAACUUUUUAGUCACAUUACCUCUGCUCGGAAAGCAAGAAAAUAUGAAAUCCCACAUUUCAGACUCAAGAAAGUAGAAAACAUUAAGAUCUGGUUAUCACUUCGCUCCUACUUAAAGAGGCGAGGCCCUCAGCGAUCUGUUGAUGUAGUUGUAUCCUCCAUAUUCUUACUGGCUCUUUCCAUUGCUUUCAUAUGCUGUGCACAGGUUUUAAAAGGUCACAAGACAUUUUUGAAUGCUGCUUACAAUUGGGAAUUCCUGAUCUGGGAAACUGCCCUGCUCCUAUUCUUGUUGCGUUUGGCAUCGCUAGGCUCUGAAACAAACAAGAAAUAUAGUAAUAUUUCAAUUCUGCUUACUGAGCAGAUAAACUUGUAUUUAAAGAUGGAAAAGAAACCAAACAAGAAAGAGCAGCUUACACUAGUAAAUAACGUCCUUAAACUCUCCACCAAACUCUUGAAGGAGUUAGAUACACCAUUCAGACUAUAUGGAUUGACAAUGAAUCCCUUGAUCUAUAAUAUUACACGGGUAGUGAUCCUAUCUGCAGUCUCUGGAGUUAUAAGUGAUUUGCUGGGCUUCAAUAUCAGAUUGUGGAAAAUCAAACCUUGAGAAAGAAGAUGCUGCAGCCCAUGAAUGUUUGGGCAGAAACAUUCUCUGCAGUACUACAUAGGCUUGGCAUGGUCAUUGAAGGUGCUUUUCUAAUUAUGCCAGUCCUCGCAUCAAUACAAAUGCUGUAUUUUUCAUACAUUUUCUUAAGAAUUUAUAAUUUUCAAUGAGCCCAUGGCUUGAAGAAAUGGUUAAAUAAAUCUGAAUAACUUAAUUCCAAUGUGCUCAUCUUAGUUGGCUAAACCAGCUGCUCCUAUGGAGCGAAGCAGUAUGAAAUUAGAUGUCUUGCAACAAGGUUUCUUGAAUGAAUAAAAAGAUAAAAAGCCAGUGUUAUUCUGGUCUGAAACUGCCUGCUGUUAAACUCAUGUGUGGCUGUAAGAUUAAUACAGCAUCAUAGCUAUUUGGUACUUAAUAGCGUAAUAUGGUGUAUGUUUCUGGCAAGCUCACCUACUUUCUGUAGGUUGUAGUUGACCUAUUUUUUACAUUUCUAAGUGCCUCUGACAAAAAGCCUGUUCUUGAAUGGUACUUGGUCUUACUUAUUUUGCUGUACUGAGAGGUGAGAAUGAAAUUUUCUCCCAUAAACUGAGUAUAUCCUCUUUAGGCAUUUUACAGUUCAGCCUUCCGUUGCUUAGUAACACGUACAGCAGCAACAGAAGGUGGCUAACAGUAGACCUGUCACACAUCAGGGGGGUUUAUUUUGAAAGUACUAUGAGAAUUCUCCAAAUAAUGAUCUGAAUUAGCAAAGCAGUAAUGAAAGAAUAAAAAUGUUUAUAUGCCACAGAAGUUUUACACAAGCAAUUGGAAACUCAGAUUUUUGCUGGGAUAGAUGUUAUUGCUCAUUGCUAGCAGUUAGCACCAUGAAAACUGGGUUGGUUCUGAAGAAAUUUUCAGGUCUAUUAAAAGUUUUACAUACCUUCCCCAAUAUUGGUAAAUGUUAGAACUGUGGACAUAUAACAUUUUCUGAUAUACAUAUUCAAUCUUCCAUCUGUGCAAAUCAGUUUAUACAUAUAUGGUUUUCUAUCUGUGAUGUAAUUGUGUUUCUAGGUCCACAGGAAAAAAAAAAGAAAAGGUAAUGGACCCAUAAAAGGAAUUACCAAAGUUUGGCUACUAUCACUACCAUUUAUGCAAUAGGUUUUCUCUUUCAAACAAUUCACUUCUUUUUAAUCUCUGGAGGCAAUACCUUUAGAAAAUUCUAUGUUAUAUAUAAAGUUAUUAUUGGCACUCUUGUAAGCUGCUGAAGGAACUUGUAUGACAGUAUUUGAAAUUAAAUGUAACAAAGACAAAUAAAACAGAAGUCAAGA
Messenger RNA from Python bivittatus (Burmese python), 9346 nucleotides. It is a transcript of the gene PHTF1, whose product is annotated as putative homeodomain transcription factor 1. Lineage: Eukaryota; Metazoa; Chordata; Lepidosauria; Squamata; Pythonidae. The record is from RefSeq and is a predicted model, not a curated record. Gene Ontology annotation, cellular component: endoplasmic reticulum.